This is a messenger RNA of Nymphaea colorata (pocket water lily), 1910 nucleotides long. RefSeq lists its product as uncharacterized. Gene Ontology annotation, cellular component: chloroplast envelope. Bases 467 to 1723 code for a protein of 418 amino acids. The transcript has 6 exons. The record is from RefSeq and is a predicted model, not a curated record. Lineage: Eukaryota; Viridiplantae; Streptophyta; Magnoliopsida; Nymphaeales; Nymphaeaceae.
CCUGCUUGCGUGAGAGUUACCCGACGAGUCCCUUUCCUUUUGUCAAACGUCGAAAAUAUCCCGUGAGGCUGGAUUUGGAUCGGGGCAAAAGGGCACCUUAAGUCAUAACUAGGAACUAGUUGGAUUCGAAGCGUUGGGUCCUUACUCGGUUUGGGUUUGUGAAUCUGUGAUUAGCGAAAAUGGUUCCUCGGUUUUGGGAGUUUAAAUCUACAAGUUCUUAUUUAAGCCCUAUGCUUUUCUGGGAAAGAGCGUGCCACCGCAUAAAAAACGAAGUAAUAAAAGGUCAUCUCAUCUGUUUGAGAUAUAUCAGCGUCUUUCCAUAAAUAUAUGUGCGAAGAAAGUGGUAUACUGGUAUUUCAGAUACAACACACCGACACAUACACAGAAACUGGUCGUUCCCAAUUCACUGAUCUUCCAGACAAUAUCAGAGAGCUAAAACAGCAUAGAGGAAUUAUUAACUGCCAAAAUGCGACCAAUGCAAAGGAGGAGGACCGUGGCUGGCAUUGAUCAAGAUGAACUACUGGAACCAUCCUUGCUGGCUGACCCGGACAGUUGUUUCUAUGAGUUCAAUGGUGUCCAUAUUCACCAUAAGAUCUGUAACGCAGAAGAUGAUCAAGUAGGUGACCUAAUGGACAUCUCAGUCCAAGGGGAAGCAUCUAAUUCCCAUUUAAGAGAUGGCAGAUUAGGACUGCCCAUGAUUCUUCUGCAUGGUUUUGGGGCAUCUGUAUUCUCAUGGAGCAGAGUGAUGAAGCCACUUGCGAGUUUGGUUGGAUCCAAAAUUCUUGCUUUUGACCGACCUGCCUUUGGAUUGACAUCAAGAGUGCACUACCCUCAUAAGCCUAGCUCUACACUGGUGUCUUCCGCUCAUUUGAAUCCUUAUUCAAUGGCUUUCUCUGUCCUUGUUACGCUUUCCUUCAUGAACUUGUUGAUGGCAGAUAAAACAAUUUUAUUGGGGCAUUCAGCUGGAUGUCUUGUAGCAGUUGAGGCUUACUUUCAAGCACCUGAACGUGUUGCUGCAUUAAUCCUUGUUGCUCCUGCAAUUGUUGCACCACUUGUCUCAUCUAAUCCAAAGAAGGAAAGUUCUACCGAAAGAGAAAAUGUGUUCAAUAACAAAGACUCUGUUACAAAUGGCCUGAACUUUUAUCGUUUUUGUGCAUUUCUCUUUGAAAUCUAUCUUCAAGUCAAAAGAGCCAUAAUUUGGAUGAUAAAAGGGUUAAUGAAUUUGAUCUCCUAUUCCUACAAGAAAUUGCUGUCAGCAAUUCUGCGGUCUCAUCUGGCUAUUUUUCUGGUGAGGUUGAUAAUUGACAGAUUUGGUGUAACGGCUGUUAGGAAUGCUUGGUAUGAUGCAAACAAAGCCACUGAGCAUGAUGUUAAUGGCUAUACGAAGCCACUAAGAGUUAAGGGAUGGGAUAAGGCACUUCUGGAGUUUACAAUAGCUAUGCUCGUUCACACUGAAACUGAGCAAAAGACAGCAAUCAAGAACAGACUUUCUGAUAUCACAUGUCCAGUUCUAAUCGUCACUGGGGACAACGAUCGUCUUGUUCCUGCGUGGAACGCCAAACGGCUAUCACAAGCUAUUCCUGGUUCACAACUGGAAGUGAUCAAGGACUGCGGCCACUUGCCCCAUGAAGAACAAGCUGAAGAAUUUCUAUCUGCUGUCAGAACAUUUUUGUCUAGGGCUUUCAGCAUUCAAAGCCAUGACGUUAACACAGCAGGAGCAUGAGUCAUUGCAAAGAAGCUCACCUCCAAUGUAUAUAUAGCAAUACUUGAAACUCCGAAAUCAUGCAUGUUCAGGUAAGAAGCUCAGAUGUAUUACCUUCUGGACCAAUUUCCGCAAGGAAAAUGGAAUUUCUCAUACCAAGGUUUACCAUGUUCCUACAACGAAUUACUUAUUUAGGCUUGUUUAUACA